Molecule: messenger RNA, 621 nt
Organism: Fusarium subglutinans
Lineage: Eukaryota; Fungi; Ascomycota; Sordariomycetes; Hypocreales; Nectriaceae
Exons: 2
Coding region: 1-621 (206 amino acids)
Source: RefSeq, a predicted model, not a curated record
AUGGUGCGUUUUAACCUUUUCAACGUCGCGGUGAUCGCCGCGUUCCAAGCUGGAGCCGAAGCCGGCCUUUGUCGACCUUCGACGACGGCCGUGACAAGCGCUGCCGUCACUACCACUGCCCUUGCUGCAACCACCACCACUGCUGUGCCAGGCUGCGUCGAAACCCAAUUGCUUGUUAACCCAGGCUUUGAUGAUUCAACCACCGGCAUUACACCCUGGACUGGCAGCGUCUUCAUAAUUACGCGAGGAUCUCAAGCUGGCACCCAGGCUCUGGCCAAUAUCUGGAACAACGGUCAGAGCAACAACAGAGGCAACGUGAAACAGACCCUGACGAAUCUGAACGGCAACUACGAAUUCUCCUACUAUUACCAGGUCGCUGUUACCAGGAUUGGUCCCUCCUCUAGAUGUAGUCUCCAGGUCAAGAUCGGGGAUGAUACGACUGUUCCCCUCAGUAUCGACUUAAUCGUUGGUGAUUGGACGUCAGGUAGCGUGUCUUGGUCUAGUGCAGGCGAGAGUGUCGCGCAGGCGGAUGUAGAACUCUCCAUAACCUGUACUGGAGACUACGACAGAAUUCAAAUCAACCUCGACAGCUUUGCCUUCACGAGAGUUUGCAGCGCCUAG